This is a messenger RNA of Apaloderma vittatum (bar-tailed trogon), 440 nucleotides long. It is a transcript of the gene ARPC4, whose product is annotated as actin related protein 2/3 complex, subunit 4, 20kDa. Gene Ontology annotation, biological process: actin filament polymerization; Arp2/3 complex-mediated actin nucleation. Gene Ontology annotation, cellular component: actin cytoskeleton; Arp2/3 protein complex. The record is from RefSeq and is a predicted model, not a curated record. Gene Ontology annotation, molecular function: actin filament binding. The transcript is spliced from 4 exons. Lineage: Eukaryota; Metazoa; Chordata; Aves; Trogoniformes; Trogonidae. Bases 146 to 382 code for a protein of 78 amino acids.
CAGCAAAGAGUUGCUGUUGCAGCCGGGGAUCAUAAGCAGGAACGAGAAGGAGAAGGUCCUCAUCGAGGGCUCCAUUAACUCCGUGCGCGUCAGCAUCGCUGUGAAGCAGGCUGAUGAGAUCGAGAAGAUCUUGUGCCACAAAUUCAUGCGCUUCAUGAUGAUGAGGGCCGAGAACUUCUUCAUCCUGCGCAGAAAGCCCGUAGAGGGCUAUGACAUCAGCUUCUUGAUCACAAACUUCCACACGGAGCAGAUGUACAAACACAAGCUGGUGGACUUUGUCAUCCACUUCAUGGAGGAGAUCGACAAAGAGAUCAGCGAGAUGAAGCUCUCUGUCAACGCCAGGGCCCGCAUCGUGGCAGAGGAGUUUCUCAAGAAUUUUUAGGCCGUGGUGCAGGACCCCGUGGCUCCCCAAUGCUUGUGCCCGCCGGGCACCGUGCCUG